AUGAGCUGUCAAACCCAAGCAAGAUGGAGACCACGAAAAAGCCCACAUGGUAAAUACCACUACUACUCUUACGACUACUACGACUACGACUACGACUACGAAUACUCCAACUUAAGUAGUAACCACCCCAUCCCAACCUAA
Molecule: messenger RNA, 141 nt
Organism: Penicillium oxalicum
Lineage: Eukaryota; Fungi; Ascomycota; Eurotiomycetes; Eurotiales; Aspergillaceae
Exons: 1
Coding region: 1-141 (46 amino acids)
Source: RefSeq, a predicted model, not a curated record